Messenger RNA from Megalobrama amblycephala (Wuchang bream), 1489 nucleotides. RefSeq names its product leukotriene B4 receptor (gene ltb4r). Gene Ontology annotation, biological process: inflammatory response; positive regulation of cytosolic calcium ion concentration; complement receptor mediated signaling pathway. The record is from RefSeq and is a predicted model, not a curated record. NCBI's taxonomy places the organism in Eukaryota, Metazoa, Chordata, Actinopteri, Cypriniformes, Xenocyprididae. The transcript has 4 exons. Gene Ontology annotation, molecular function: complement receptor activity; leukotriene receptor activity. Gene Ontology annotation, cellular component: plasma membrane. Bases 200 to 1342 code for a protein of 380 amino acids.
AAAAAAAAAAAAAAAAAAAAAAAAACUAUUUAAAGAUGAUUAUGAUAAGGAAACUUCUGUCACUGGUUUCAACUGAUUAUAUUACAUGUACUGCCACGCCAAAGUUCUCAGCUGCUGCUUUCAUACUACAAGACAGUCCACAUAAUUAUCUGCUCUCUCAUUAAGCAAACAAGAGAAGCAACAAUUAACUUCAAAUCAAAUGGCCACUUUUGUUUCUACGGAGACCCCAGUUCUUUAUGGAUCACCUCCAUCUCCUGUCAUGCCUACACCAUCUUCCAAACUAUCCAUCUCCCAUCAGAUCGGGAUUGCGAUCCUGGUCAUUGCAUUUGUGUUUGGUUUUCCUGGCAACCUGUUUGUGGUGUGGUCGGUCCUGUGUCGAGUUCGUCGCCGCUCUGUCACCUGCCUGCUGAUUCUGAAUCUGGCUGUGGCUGAUGCGCUGGUGCUCCUGAGCGCGCCACUGUUCAUCAGGUUCCUCUCCCAGAGCACCUGGGAGUUUGGCACCACCCUCUGUAAAACGGUCCAUUACCUGUGUUGCGUCAACAUGUACUCCUCAAUCUACCUUAUUUGCCUGAUGAGCAUGGACCGCUGGCUGGCCGUCACAAAGCCGUUUCUGUCUCAGAGAUUGAGGACAAAGAAAAGGCUCCUGUCUGUCAUGUUGGGCAUCUGGGUGAUGGCUUUUCUGAUGGCUUUGCCCAUGCCGUUCUAUCGUUCCUCGCUGAUGGUCCGUCCAAAUGUGUAUAUAUGUAUGCCAUACCACUGGAAAGACAGCGCUCAUGAAAUCUUUCAGUACCUGUGGGAGACUGUGCUGGGUUUCCUGCUGCCCUUCACCUUCAUCCUGUUCUGCUAUAUCUCUGUGAUCUGUCGGCUGCGUAGCGCCAUGUUCCAGCGCAAAGGAAGAGGAAACUUCCUCAUUCUCCUCAUCAUCGCUGCUUUUACCCUCUUCUGGCUGCCGUAUCACCUAAUCAACAUUCUGCAGGUGAUUGGUCUGAUGCAGAACUCCACUUCUGUUUUAAAAGUGGCAAAAGUGGCCCGUCCCAACGUGACGGCGUUUGCAUUCAUGAGCAGCAGUGUAAACCCCGUCCUGUAUGUGUUUGCUGGCAGUUCUCACAUCCGUCAAGCUGGUCUGGGCUUCAUGGCCAAACUCUUUGAAGGAACCAACUCGGAGUCAGGCUCCACCCGCACCAGGUCCAGCCGUGGAUCUAAUGCAGAGAGCUCUGUUUUUACCAAGCUGUCUGUCAAGCUGGGUCGUAAAGGGGACGGAGCAGGAGCUGACCCCCAUGAGGAGACCAUGGCAGACUUGAACAACAGAGAUGAGAUGAAGACUCUGACCACCCUGCAUUAAAGUGCUCACAUCAUGCUUUCAUUCCCCUGAAGUCCAUUUAUAAUGUUAGAUCAGGUUGUUGGACUCCCGUUAUCCCACUGAAAUAAUAACAUCAUCUUCUGCUGCUGCUGUUUCAGAAUAAACGUAUCUUUAUUUCCUCUGUCUAAA